This is a messenger RNA of Dioszegia hungarica, 1035 nucleotides long. RefSeq lists its product as uncharacterized. The record is from RefSeq and is a predicted model, not a curated record. Bases 1 to 1035 code for a protein of 344 amino acids. Gene Ontology annotation, biological process: mRNA processing. Gene Ontology annotation, cellular component: THO complex part of transcription export complex. NCBI's taxonomy places the organism in Eukaryota, Fungi, Basidiomycota, Tremellomycetes, Tremellales, Bulleribasidiaceae. The transcript has 4 exons.
AUGCCCGCUGUAUUAUCGGAUGACGCGCUCAAUCGAUAUCGCAUCACCCAUCCCGACAAAGAACUCCGAACUCUCCUUCGGCGCAUAUACCUUCUUCCUGGUCUCGCGGCAGCUACCCCGACGAAUGAUGAGGGUAUCAUGCAGGGAGGCACUCCGGAAGGCGGAGAAGUAGACGCGGAGAUGGAGCGGGAGAUCACCAGGAUCGAGGUACUGAAGUGGAAAGCUAGCGUGGAGAGGGUGAUGGCGAGUGCCAAGAAUCUGGGGAGGCAGGGGGAGCGAUAUAGGCAGAGGGCAGAGGAGACAUCGAGACAAGCGGAAGCACUCGAAGCCACCCUAGAGGACGAGAAGCGACUUCUCGCUUCGAAGCUGAAAGAGCGGGAUCAUAUGAUCCGGUGCGAUGCGGUGUAUGCCAAGAUCACCGCUCGUCCCAAGUCCAAGGAGGAGCUGAAGGAGCAAAUCGUAACUCUCCAAGCCCAGAUUGAGGCACAUCGCACUUCUCACGCCACCUACCUCGAUAUCGUCCAACGACGCAUCGACGCCUUCUCGAGCAUCACCCCCAUCGUUGAUGAAGUCAAGGCAAUGGAGCUCCCCGUCGAGACAAGCACAGACACAACCGACGAACCUAUGGACGUCGACGACCCCAUGCCUGCUUCCCGCGAGCCCGAACCGGCUGCUCCAGCGUCAGAUAGCGCCCGCCUAUCUGGCUCCGCCCUCCCCUUCCAACCUUCCUCAAGCGCCAGCAGCUCCCGCAGCAACGCCGCCACGCCCCCAUCUGCCCCUUCCGCCCGGUCCGCAUCGCACGCACUUCCAACUCGCCCAAGCAGGAAGUCGCCGGUCAUACCUACUGCGCCGAGCGCUGUCAGGGGUGUAGCAGCGUCAGGCAACAGGGCGGCGUCGGCGAGUCUCCCUCAGCGUCCCAGUGGGCUCCGAAGCUCCACAACGCCGGGCCGGAAUGGGCUAGAAGAGGGGGAAGUGGAGGGCGAAGAGGGAGAGGUGGAUGAUCGGAAAGUCAACAGGGGCGGUAGGCGGAGAUGA